Messenger RNA from Planococcus citri (citrus mealybug), 1471 nucleotides. It is a transcript of the gene Fdh, whose product is annotated as alcohol dehydrogenase class-3 Fdh. The record is from RefSeq and is a predicted model, not a curated record. Gene Ontology annotation, molecular function: zinc ion binding; S-(hydroxymethyl)glutathione dehydrogenase [NAD(P)+] activity. Lineage: Eukaryota; Metazoa; Arthropoda; Insecta; Hemiptera; Pseudococcidae. Gene Ontology annotation, cellular component: cytosol. Gene Ontology annotation, biological process: formaldehyde catabolic process. Bases 164 to 1294 code for a protein of 376 amino acids. The transcript is spliced from 9 exons.
GAUAACGGUCGGUAUUCUUCUCACUCGAGUUGUGAUAUGUGUGAUAAGGACCUACGGUUAUAAGGAAUCGUUUCUAUUCAUCAAACCUUUCUGCUCAAAUCUCCAUCUUCCUGCGUUUUACUUACAAAUUCAUCGGUUGUGUAAAGUGAAGAAGGCGUUAGAAAUGGAAACUUCCGGUCAAGUGAUAAAAUGUCGAGCAGCUGUUGCGUGGAACCCUAAAGAACCUCUUUCGAUCGAAGAAAUCGAAGUUGCACCUCCUAAAGCUGGAGAAGUUCGUAUUAAGAUCGAAUCCACAGCUAUUUGCCAUACCGAUGCUUACACGUUGGGAGGAUUUGAUAGCGAAGGAGCUUUUCCUUGUGUUUUGGGUCACGAAGGCGCCGGAAUAGUCGAAAGUGUCGGUGAAUCUGUUACCGAGUUCAAAGCAGGUGAUCGUGUUAUACCGUUAUACAUUCCUCAAUGUAACGACUGUAAAUUUUGUGCUUCGUCGAAAACCAAUCUCUGUAGUAAAAUCCGAGUUACCCAGGGUCGCGGUGUUAUGCCCGAUGGAACGACUAGAUUUAAGUGUAAAGGUCAAGAAUUAUUUCAUUUCAUGGGCUGUUCUACAUUCAGCGAGUACACCGUUGUAUCAGAGAUAUCUUUGUGUAAAAUAAAUCCUAAAGCUUCGUUUAGUCGAGCGUGUCUUUUAGGCUGUGGUGUUUCGACCGGUUAUGGAGCUGCUUUAAAUACAGCUAAAGUAGAAGCCGGAUCGAAAUGUGCUGUGUUUGGAUUGGGUGCUGUAGGUUUGUCGACUGCGUUAGGAUGUAAAGCUGCCGGAGCUAAGCAGAUCAUCGGUAUUGAUAUUAAUGAGAAGAAGUUCGAAAUAGGAAGUAAGUUCGGUUUCACUGAUUACAUCAAUCCGAAGAACUACAAGAAACCGAUUCAAGAUGUAUUGAUAGAAAUGACCGAUGGAGGAUUAGAUUACACUUUCGAAUGUAUUGGAAACGUAGAAACGAUGAGAGCAGCGUUGGAAGCUUGUCAUAAAGGUUGGGGAACCAGCGUCAUUAUCGGCGUAGCUGCUGCUGGUAAGGAAAUAUCCACUAGACCUUUUCAGUUGGUUACCGGUCGUGUUUGGAAAGGAUCUGCAUUUGGAGGUUGGAAGAGUAAAGAUAGCGUUCCGAAGCUAGUCGAAGAAUAUCUGAGUGAUAAAAUCAAACUAGAUGAUUUCGUUACUGCUGAAUUACCUUUAGAGAAGAUCAACGAAGGAUUUGAACUUCUUCAUGGAGGAGAAUGCAUACGAACUGUGAUCAAUUAUUAAACCCUUCGAAGUGAGAAGAAUGAAUUUAUAUCGAGUGAAUUUCAGAAUUUCUUCAUUCCGGUUUUAAAUUUUAUCAUUUUAUCGAUGUUUUUAUCUUUUCCGUGUCCACGCUAUCGUGAAAAUCAUAUCAAAUCGUUUUUAUUUUGAAAUGCAUAAUAUAAAUUUUUAUCGAAAUAA